AUGAAAGGAGGAAAGGGCGAUCAUGCCAGGACCAACGGUGGUACUGAUGAUGGUGCCACUGGUACCUGUAAUGACGAUAUUCUCGACCAAGCGGUAAGAGACGCCCUUAUCAAGAGAGCAGAGGCAGAAGCCUUACAAGUCCAACGAGACCAUGAAACCACCAUUGCAAAAACACAGGCAGAAGAAGAAGAAGCUGUCAAGAAACAGUCAGUCAAAACGACAGUCCCCGACCUGGCUGGUACCAACAGUAGAAGCAUUAAAACCCAGUCGACAGCUAACCAGCAGGAACAGAAACAGCAGCAGCAAGCUACAGAAGAAGCCAAUCAAGCUGUAGAUGAAGAAGAAAUCAUGAAAAUUGUGGCAGAUCAGGCCAGCUUGUCAACCGCGCUAAUGUUGAAGGAGGACGAAGAUAUCAAGCACAGACACAAAAAGUCAGGCAAAAUGAAAGCUCAGCUCAGCAACCCCCAACAAAGCGGGCAGCUAUCAUUCUUCUCAAAGAAAGAGGCAGCUACCCCUGCUGGGGGUAUUCCUGUCAAAGGAUUGCCAACAGCAGAGGACAACGAUAUCACUGCCCUCAUGCAAAUAGCAGCGGAAAUCAAUGAAAAUGCCAAAAUGGAGAAAUUUACAGUUGCUGCAAAUUCCCAAGACCACAAUAAUAACACGCCCAUGGAUGAUCUCAUGCAAAUGGCAACCGAACUCAACGAACAUGCCAAAAUGGAAAAAAUCGCAAACGCUUCAAAUUCAAUGGUACAACCUGAAGUUACCCAGCAGAGACCAGGAGCCUAUAUGGGUGUACCAGGAGAAGCCUUACAAAGAGCCAAUAACCUACGACUCUCUCUUGUGGGUGCCAGUACCACUGGUCCGGGUGUACCAUUGGUGCAGAUGGAAGAUGGAGAUUCCUCUACACUGCUUCAAACAAAUGACGAAAUGCCCUCCAGCAGUGAACGCCAACUGGCAGUGGCAAAUCUAGUCCUGGAAGAUGAAGACGAGGAGAAAAAUAUGCCAGCUGCUGCUCCAGUGGAUCUACAACAGCUCCAAGAGAGAGAGAGCAAAUGA
This is a messenger RNA of Seminavis robusta, 1056 nucleotides long. The record is from the annotation of a GenBank genome assembly. Lineage: Eukaryota; Bacillariophyta; Bacillariophyceae; Naviculales; Naviculaceae.